Molecule: messenger RNA, 2682 nt
Organism: Phyllostomus hastatus (greater spear-nosed bat)
Lineage: Eukaryota; Metazoa; Chordata; Mammalia; Chiroptera; Phyllostomidae
Gene: EFHB
Product: EF-hand domain family member B
Exons: 13
Coding region: 1-2637 (878 amino acids)
Molecular function (GO): calcium ion binding
Source: RefSeq, a predicted model, not a curated record
AUGUGCUCUUUCGUACGAGUGGAGUCCCCCAAAGGAUUGGUGCCCCCGAAGGAAUUGAGAACUUCCCUCGAACCAGGAACAGGUUUCCCCUUAGAGAUGAGUGCCGUAGGAGGAAUGAGGGUAUCUGAAAGGAAAUCUCCCCUAAGCGUGGAGCUCGGUUUAACCCACGGAGAAAAGGACGAUUUAGGAGACAGGAGGGUCUUCAUGGGAACAAAAUCUCCCACGCAGUUGGGGUUCAGAGUGGGAUUAGGAAAAGAUUUCCCAUCGGGGGAGAGCCGUUUGGUCAGUAAUAAAUAUGAGGAAAGGAUGGCAUCAUCAGAAACAAAAUGUCCAUUGAACAAGGGGCUUGAAAUGAGAUUAAAGGGACAGAAUGUUUCUGGGACACUCAUGGGGAGGAGUAAUUUAGGAGUCAACAGGGCCUCAGCCUCACAGGAAACAAAACCUUCUCUGCGUAUGUUGCCAAAUAGAGUGAGUUUAGAAAAUGAGUGUCUUCUGACAGGGCUUUCUGGGAGGAUAACACGGCCUCCCUUGGACAUAGUAUGUGCAAGUCCACAGGCUCUAGGGAGCAGGAAAGAUCCUGUGGCUGGCACCCCUCAAGGGUUAGGGGCUUCAGUGGAGAAGCAGCCAGCUUUGGGUGUGGAACCUAGCCAGGAACUGGGAAAAGAGUCCACCUGUGAGGUGAUGAAGCCCAGUGCAGAGAUGAAGCCUUCCGUGGAGGUGGACACUGGGCUGCCCCAACCAGAGGAGUCAGAUGAAAUGAAUACCGAACCCCAAAUGGGCUUGGUGAUAGAACCUCCUGAGUGCCAGUUUGCCCAACAACCUGAAGAUAAAAAGGAGGCUGAAAACACUGAACCAGAAGUGGAACCUCCAGAUCGCAUCAGACCUAUCUACUCUGGGAAAUUUUUUGAUCGAAUGCCUUGCUGGCCAAGCGCAGGGAAAAUUAUUCCGAUUGGAGACCGAGUUGCAACCUGCUUGACUGAAAAACUUCCCAGGCCAAUCACUCCUCCUGAGGCAAAAAAAUUUUUCAACUUCAGAUAUCCGCCUGCUGGAGCUGAGAGAGUAUUUUAUGGAAGAGCAAAUGAUCCUCCAAUUGCACCUUAUUUGACACAUGGAAUAAGUUCUAAAACUUCAGUAUCGGCAAAGGUAUUGAUAAACCCAGAGCCUAUUACAACAUUUCAACAGAAAAUUAAAGAUAAAAAGGAAUCAAUAUAUUUUAGUAAUCAACGAGCACCAUUAGGAAAAUCUCAUGAUCAAUCGCCAGGAUUACCGAAAGGCCUGGAUGUACUCAAUACGACAUUUGGGACGACAGUCAUCAGAGAAAUACCUGCUAGCAUUGUGGUGAACCCACCAAAAUCCUAUGAACAAGUAUUUAAAGAAGGACAGGAAGGACACGACCUGUAUGUUGUUUCUCACAACGACUAUUACGUGGGAGAAGCAAAGAACCGAAAGUAUAACCCAUCCAGUUUCCAUAGGUUUAACCUGUAUGGGGUCCCAACACCACAUUGUAGUGACGGCCGCACCAUGGCAAAAACUACAUAUUGGCUGCAUGAACUACAAAUGAAAAGAGGAGCUAAGAUUGUAUCCAAGAGAGUUGAUGAUUUCAAAGAAAAGUUUCAACAUAAGCUUGGAAAAGUUUUAGAUCCCAUUGCGGAAACAAGGAACAUUCCCCCAGACCACACAUUUGGAGCCUGUAUCCGUCCUGAGGACUAUGGCGCUGAUGAUCUCAUCUACAAUAGACUCCCGGGUGAAUAUCGCCGAGGCAAGGAUAGGCAGCGAGCCCUGGUUGCAGCAGUUCGUCAUCGCCUGAAGAGCGUGAACUUCCAAAACUUUGACACUUUGCUGGCAGCCUUCAGGCACUAUGACAAGAAAGGAGAUGGGGUGAUAGAUAAAGCUGAGCUUCGAGAAGCUUGUGGUCAGGCCCACCUGCGCUUGGAUGAGAGGCUGUUGGACCUGCUAUUUGACUACUGCGAUGUGGAUAAUGACGGGCUGAUUAACUACCUGGAAUUUGCAAAUUUUCUUAACUGGAAAGAUAAAAUGCCUCUUAAAGAGUAUGAAGAGAGGGUUGUCAUUAAAGGUAGAAAGCCAGAUUGUUUAAACUCUGCUGAGGCUAAUGUCCAAGAAUCUGAACCAACUCUCCUGAUAAAGCCUGAAGAUAUUGUCUUAAGUGGGGACUCAGAAAAGACCCUCCGGACACUUCAGAGGCCUAGCGAUAAAGUUGCCAGUCAUCAUAAGACCUCUUCUUCUGAGAUUAAUGCGGUUGUAGGAGCUGUUCCUUCCAUUUGUUAUCCCAUCCACGGUGUUCCAACCAUUCGGUCUGAUAUUCCUGCCCCCCGAUUUCGCCGCAUCAGCGACAGAACUGACUAUGGUGAAGAGGGCAAUGCCUAUUCAUUACUACAUCCUAGCAUCUUUGGCCAGAAAGGAGUGUUUGAAAGAGACUUCUUCCAGAGCAGAUCCAAAAAAGAGAUUGCACAGAUACUAUGUAACAUCGGUGUCAAGCUUUCUGAUGAAGAAUUUGAGAAUGUAUGGAACCUUGCAUCCAAAAAACAUCGCAGAGGAGAAGUUUGUAUUGAGAACAUCAGAAAUGCCCUCGAUGAGCUGCAACAUGCAGACUGGAUCAAGCGUAAAACAACCAUGUGAUAUUUUUGGAGUUUAUUCACUUAAAUAAAAAAAUUGUUAAAUCUG